Ictalurus punctatus (channel catfish) is the source of this 10985-nucleotide messenger RNA. RefSeq names its product coiled-coil domain containing 9B (gene ccdc9b). The record is from RefSeq and is a predicted model, not a curated record. The transcript is spliced from 14 exons. Lineage: Eukaryota; Metazoa; Chordata; Actinopteri; Siluriformes; Ictaluridae. The coding region runs from base 130 to 1854 and encodes 574 amino acids.
ACUAUCACACACACACACAUACACACACAUACUAGCCUACUACCUAGUACAGUCAAUAAAUUAGUACAAAGGAGUGUGUUCAGGCCUCAGUGGAGCAUAUCCAGGCGCACUAGCCUGUUUCCUGAGCUCAUGGCGUAUUACAUACAAGGUAAAAUGGGGAAUCUGUGGGCUAGCACAGGUCUGUAUGAUGAUACCAAAUAUUCAUUCAUCGAUCCGGAUUACCACAUAAACAUAGAGGAUUAUUUUCAACAUGUUAACGUCAUUGAACAGAGCCCUACAGACAUGAUGCUGGUUAAGAAGGAGCAGAAAGAUGCCGAGCUGGAUAGGAAGAUUGAGGCGUUGCGAAAGAAGAACGAGGCCCUUAUGAAGCGCUAUCAGGAGGUGGAGGAGGAUAAGAAACGGGCGGAGCAGGAGGGCAUGGCAAUGCAGAGCCGCAAAGGGAAGGUUGAGGACCUGACCAUCACCAUCAACAAGUCCCCAACUGAGAAGCGUGUUGUAACCAAGAAGGGUUUGGGAGAUGCAAUUCCUAAAGGGGUGAAGAACCAGGAGGACGUGUCCGACAUUUUUAGUGCUGGCCGUGGUAAAAGGAGGCAGCUUCUAGUCACUGCACCAGGAAACACUAAGGUUGGAAAGAAGCAGGAACGAAAGUGUCGAGUUGAAGGUGGUCAUCAUGGAUUCACUGAGUAUAACCCCUAUCCCCAGCAAACCGAAGUGCUGACUGAUCUCAGCAUCCCCACGUCCAGCGAAGAGCAGCUGGAGUACCUGCGCUGGAAAAAAGAGAGAGAAGAAAUCGACCGAGAGCGAGUGGCUCGCCACAAAAACUCCCAGGGCCAGUGGAGGAGAGCCUGGGACAUGGACAAACCCGAGCUUACGUUUUCUGAAAAAGGCACAGCGGAGAGAGGCACACAGAGCAGAGGAGGAAGAAAUGCUAGAAGAGGACAUUCCAGACCUUCAGCAACAGAAUCACGAGUUGGACAGCGUGAUAAGAGAGGAAAGAAUGUUCCCGUGGUUAGCAGUAAAGUGAAAGGAAAGGACCGUUUGACCGGCCGAGCCAGGAGAUGGGAUGCUAAAGAGGAAGCAGAGCAAUUACAGUUGGGGCCAGACACCAGCUUGGUGGAGUUUUUGGAGGAGCUGGAUGCUCUGUGUGAUCCUGAGUUCAACAGUAACAGUCCAGACACCGAGACCCAAGAAGCGGAAUCCACAGCAUCUGUGGAGACAGCUACAACCACCAGCUGUGUUUCUGCAGAUACAAUAAAGAGUCAGGUUAUUCCUUUAGACUCAGCCAACAAGAACACCUCCAACUCUAGAGGAGCUGAGAAGAAGGUCCGUUUUUUAGAAGACCUCAUUCAGGGAGUUUUCGAGAAGAACUCGAACACAGAUACGACAGAGAUCAAAGCCAGUUCUUUAAUAAACAUACAACAGACCAAAACAGUGCUUGGAGAGCAAGAUGCCCAACAGGACUUGGGUCAUGAUCAAGAAGGAAUGAAAAACAACCAGGUCACAGGCAUUCUUCUCACAGAUCCCCAAGCCAAAACAACAGACCAGUUUGAUUCCCAAGAGACAAGCAUUAAAGAACCGAAACCAACGCCUGAGAACUUCCUGAAGGAAGAACCUGAGAGCAAAUCUGAACAAUCACCUUGUGAUAUUGUUGGUUCUCAAAACGGCACUGAUGCCACAGCUUCUACUGAACAGAAACUGCUUCACAUGACGGAGGCUCUGAAGAAUAACACCUCCAGAAAUACUGAUGAACUGAUUGACUCCAGUCUCUCAGUACUGAGUUUGGAGUCUGGAGAUUCUCUGCCUGUCCAUAGCACCAGCACUGAAAAGGCAAGAGAGAACGGGAAAGUAGUUUAGAUGGCGUCUUCUUUCAUGGUCACUUCUGUUCGAGAUGGAAGACAGAAACCAAACAAAGCAAAAGGCUACACUGCAGUUUGCCUGUUUUAGUCUGUUCCAGCGUCAAGAAUGGUUAGUUUGAGAACUAAUAGGAAUUCACACCAUGAAGAGGUAGUGGGCAGUAUGGUGGUUCUAAGAUCAUUAGUUUUAAUACUCAGUUUUAAUGAUGCUCAGUGGCUCAGUUACGUCCAUAUACACAAACUAACAGCUAUAUGUAUUUUUUUUAAAAACAUAUUAUGGCUAUGGAAGACACCUGUUGUCAUUCAGAAAGAGGGGGACUGUGCAGUAUUGAAGCAGUCUGCUGUGUUGAUUUGGCUUACUAGCUGUUCUAUCACAUUAAAAACCUGAACAGAUUUGGAUAAAUUAGGGUGUGAUAUUGGCUUGUGCAUGCUUGUUAAAAUAAGCGUGCUGUUUAUUUCAUGAUGAACCAGUUGAUUCACUGUUGAAGUGGUUUCUUCAUUUGAUUUGUCUUUAUGCAUGAUUCCAUGGUUGCGGUGCCAUUUGUGUUUUUGUGUAUUAUCUCAUACUAAAUAGUUUAAAUCUUCAAAUGAAAUACAACAUAAAACAAAGGUAAGCUAAGUAAACACACAGAACACUUUUAUAUUUAUUUAUUUAUUUAUUUAUUUAUUUAUUUUGUUGAAGCAAAAUAGAAAAAAAGUUAUCCAACACCUAUCACUCGUGAAAAUUUAACUAAUAGCCCCCUUAAACUUAAAAUCUGGUUGUGCCACCUUUAGCAGCAAUAACUACAACCAAACACUCCUGAUAACUAGAGAUAAGUCUUGCACUUACUUCUAGGACUAGGAUUUACUCCUAUGCUUUGGAUCAUUAUCUUAAUGCAUAAUCCAGUUGUGAGUUUCAACUUACGGACUGAAGACCGGACAUUCUCCUUCACGAUUUUCUGGUAGAGAGCAGAAUUCAUGUUUCCCCCAGCUAUUGCAAGUUGCCCAGACCCUGAAGCAGCAAAGCAUCCCCACACCAUCACACCGUCACCACCAUGCUUGACCGUAGCUAUGUGUUCUUUUUGUGGAAUUCGGUGUUUAGGACGCUUGCCUUCCAAACAAUUCCACUUUUGACUCAUCAGUCCACAGAACAUUCUCCCAAAAGGUUUGAGGAUCAUCAAGAUGUGUUUUGGCAAAAAAAAAUGUUCUUCUGGGUUAGCAGCAAGAGAGCCCUGUAGAUCCUUGGAUGAUGUCCUUGACCUUUUGUGACUUCCUGGAUGAGUAGUUGCUGUGCUCUUUGAGGAAUAUUGGAAGGUCGCCCACUUCUGGGAAAGUUAACUACUGUGCCAAGUUUUUCCAUUUGGAGAUAAUGGCUCUCACUGUGGUUCUUUGGAGUCCCAGAGCCUUUGAAAAAGCUUUGUAACCCUUCCCAGACUGAAGUAUUUCAAUCACCUUCGUCCUCAUCAUUUCUGGAAUUUCUUUCAGUUUUGGCAUAGUGUGUUACUGGGUAAGACCUCUUAACCAACUUCAUGCUGUUGAAAAAGUUCUAUUUAAGUGAUGAUUUGAUUGAACAGGGUUUGCAGUAAUCAGGCCUGGUUGUGUCUAGUCCAGCUGAACCCCAUUAUGAAUGCAGUUUCAUAGAUUUGUGGAAUUAGUAACUAUGGCGGCAAAUAAAUUUUCACGCAAGCUCAGUUGGUAUCAGAUAACUUUUUUGCUUCAGUAAACAACCUUGUCAUUUAAAAACUGUAUUUUGUGUUUAUUCAGGUUGCCUUUUCUUUUAUCUUAGAUUGUGUUUUAAUUGCUGAAACAAUUUAGUAUGAGCUAUUCACAAAAUCGGAAGAAAUCAGGAUGGGGAAAAAUACUUUUUCACAGCACUAUAUGACAAUAAAAGAUAGACAUUUUAUACAUAGGUCCUUCACAACAUGCUAUAUUCAUAUUUAUGAUCAUUUUUUGUUACUUUUCUUUUUUUUUAACCAUUUCUCCCAAUUUCUUUCAAAAACAUCUCUUUUAUGUCUCAACAUAUGGGUUAGACAUUUUAAUGUUAUUGUUUUCUUGCCUAUUUCAGAUAGCGGAAAACAUUCAUCAAAAUAAUAGUUAAAAUAUUCUUUACAUUGGUGUGGUGUGCAAAUCCAUUUAACAUCCCACGCCUGAAGCAUCCUUUUCCAUGAGUCAUCCAUUAUAGAUUAUGAAAAAUGUACAGUUUAGUUAUGUUCUGCAAUAUUCUUUCACCCCUGAUACCUGAACACAUUCACAACUCCUCUAGGACUCUUUUUUUUAUAUUUGGUUGAUUCAUAUACCUGCUGGAAAAAAAGCAUAAUAUUACAUAAUAUGUAAUAGUUUCAGUGGUUAUAAUGGGAGUUGUGUUGGUUUUAAUGGAAACUAUAAUGUUCCCUGUGGGUCUCUACUGGGAAUUUGUUGCCUUCUAUUGGUGGUAUGUUAUGUCUAGUGGAUACUAUUAAGGACCAGUAAUGGUAAUAGUUAGCUGAUGGUUUUUAAUGGUAUUUGUAGUGGAAACCAUUGGAAUUUCUGUGAUGAUUUCUAUAGUUUUUUUUUUCAGCAGGAAUGAAAUGAUUUAGACCAGAUUUAGUUUUAGAUUUUUUAUUUUUUUAAUUUAUUUUUUUUUUUAUCAAAGAUAAAUUUUUAAAAACUUUGUUCUAAUCAGUUUCCAGCUUUGAAAAUAGCCAUGGUUGCUGGCAUGGUGUUAAAUUACAAACAAACAAGCAUGGAACAGGAAAUUGCAUCAUCAGAAUUUCCUGAAGAUCAAAAACGUCAUUCUAUUUCCUUAAUUUUUUUUUUCUAGUGAUAUUGUGAUAUAGACUGACGAGGUCACUUUAAAGUACAACACUGUUACCGAAAUUAUAGGUCAAAAUUAUUCACUUAAAAAAUGUAUUUAAGUAAAUCUUUCAGAUUUCCUUAAUGUAGGGUGACCAUGCAUCCUCUUUUUCCUGGACAUAUCCUCUUCUAAUUUUUGUGUAAAAGGUCCGGCGUUUUGCUUUGCUUUCACGUCAACAUUUUCUUUUUCUCCAGUCACCACACAGUCUGUGUGCGUAUUUGCAUUGCUUUAACCCAUCUCUUUAGGUUCCGCCUUCUCUCCUUCAACAACUGGUCGAUUGUGUACACAUUCUGCAUGCAACCAUUGGUCAAACUGCUUCUCAAUCAUUACCCUCAGCUUGUGUGUGUAGGAAGCGCUCAUCCACCGCAGCAACCAGAGACAGGUGAUUGGUUGAGAAGAGUAGUGCAUGGAACCUGAACACAGCCUAAAUAUGCCCAAAUACAAAUGUAAAUACACAGAUGAAUUACAGAAAAAGAUUAUUGAUUUUGUCUCGGUUGGGGAGUGGACCAGAUAUUCUAAAAGGAGUCUAAAAGCAUUGAAUUUCAUUCAGACCUGCUGAGGAUUGCACAGAUUGCACAAACAGUGCAAUGUUUUGCUACGACUUUUAUGCCAGAAGUACUGUAUAACCUACCUGGGCACAUCAGGAGGACUGAAACGUGUCUAGUGAAAUAGAAUAGAAAAAAAAAAGGUGACUGAUUUUAUUUUAGGGGGUCACAGUGAUUAGAGCGUUUGCCUUGUACCUCUGAUGUUGGGGGUUUGAUUCCUGUCUCCACCCUGUGUGUGGAGCUUGCAUGUUCUCCGUGUGCUUCAGGGGUUUCCUCUGGGUACUCCGGUUUCCUCCCUCAGUCCAAAGACAUGCGUUGUAGGCUGAUUGGUGUCUCUAAAUUGUCUCAUAGUGUGUGAGUGUGUGUGUGUGAUUGUGCCAUGCGAUGGGUUGGCACCCCGUCCAGGGUGUCCUGCUGCCAAGUCCCCUGGGAUAGGCUCCAGUCUCCCCACGACCCUGUGUAGGAUAAGCAGUACAGAAGUACAGAUUUGAUUUGAUUUUAUUCUAUGGUCAUUAAAAGAAAAAUAAUAUGUAAAAAGUGGUAAAAGUUCAACAAGUUUUUUUUUUUUUUUUUUUUUGCAUUUUAUUUAUUUUUUAAUUGUAAGUAAUUGAUUUAAAAGGAGAUUAUUUGGCCAUAUAGUUUAUUGAGGCAUUUGGUAAGACUCACCACAUCCUCCCAGCCACCCCAAGUGCCCAAAAUCAGAACUGUACUUAAUGUGCUCAUACCAUUAGCAUAGCUCCUAGUUCAUAUUAUUGUUGUCAUCAUAUUUUUUUUUUUAUUUGCUAGUUCUGUGCUAAAAGAAACCCCCCCCCUCAACUGUUUUACUUUGAACCAUGUUACUUAUUUAAGUGCAAAGUGCAGCCAUUUCUAAUCAAAAAAACUUUGUAAAAAUUAGAUUGUUGCCUGAAAAUCGAUAAAUUGUUAAAUUGAUAAGUUUUUUUUUAGAGCAAAUGUUGAAAGAAUUGUUGCCAACAACGGCUAAAUGGCACCUCAAUCAUGAAAUCACCUUUAUACUUUUUCUGCAUAAAGUGCAUAAAUCAUUCUGCAACAAAUCGAAAAGGUUUGUUGUUUGUUCAACAGGGAGUCAAACAUACUAAAAAUGUUCAUCAAUCAUUACAGUACAUCAGUAUACCAUGAUAUUUACUGAUCAUUUUAAUAUAAUGAGUCCUUAUUGAUCACAUAUACAUAUGCACAGUGAAAUUCUUUUCUUUGCAUACCCCAGCAUGUUAGAAAGCUGGGGUCAGAGCGCAGGGUCAGCCAUGAUACAGCGUUCCUGGAGCAGAGAGGUUUAAGGGCCUUGCUCAAGGGCCCACAAUGGCAGCUUCGCAGUGCUGGGGCUUGAACGCCUGACCUUCCAAUCAGUAACCCAGAGCCUUAACCACCAAGCCAUCACUCCCCCCCCAAAUAUACCCUGAUGUAAAUUUUUGACCAUACCACCCUCUACUAACAUGACAUUACUAACCAAUUUUUGCUAAUGUGUAGGUAAUAAUGAUGACCUGAGUUCUGUGUGUUUUGGCUAAAAGAAAAGUUUGGAACGAAGGGAAAAAAGGAAAGUGUCUGAAAGUCAUUGAAUGACAUCUAGAUUAGAUCUUAUGAGGUAAAUGUGUAAAGAAUACUAGGGGUGGAUGAUACAGCCUGAACUGGGGGCGACAAUGAUCACAAUACAUCAGAGUGUACUUAUUUUUUAAGGAGAAACAGUCUCUUACUGAGAAAAAAAACACAAGAUUUUAAGUCUUGUGGAAUUUUCUCAAUCGUCGGCAUUUCUCACACAUCAUUGGUUGGUAUCAUUGGUAGUUGUAGUAAUCACAAUUUAUUAGGAGUUAUGAAAAACACUUGAAGUGCUAUUGUUUCUGUCUGAGUGUGCUAUGGGAGAAAAAAAAAGUAAAGGUUAGGUCAAUUGAUUUGUGAAAUGCUGAAAUCGUAGCGUUGAGACUGUACUUGAGCUGAGAAAUUGGAAGUGAUAGUGAUGGUGUGGCUGCGUUAGGAUGAUGUGACUAGGUGUUCAGAAAUGUACAAAUGAGAAACCUCUAAGCUUUUCCUUUCACCCAUAUAUCACACUUAUUGCAAUGUUACCUGAAUCGAGAGGAAAACUAUGAUCAUUGCUGAUUUGGAGUCAAAUGGAAACCUUAAACAAACAGGUUUUUUUUCUAGAUGAAUCCGGACACUCAUUAAGCACAGGAACACUCGCGUAAUAAACAAUGCCAAAAAAAAAGAAGGGAUUUCAUUUGCCUCAAUCUCGUACAUUUACAGCUAACAUUAAGUCUUUCUAGAGCUGCAACUUGUCAUAAUCGUUUAAUCAGCCAAUUAUUUUCCCACUUUGAUCGAUUACUCGGAGGGGGGGCUUUCAGUAUGAUUUUACAAAUUUAAACUUCAGACUAAAACUUUACAUUAACACAACUAUUUGUCCAAAUAUGAACUAAUAAAUAAUGAACUAAUAAAUAUAAAUAAGUAUUUAUGCAUUAUUUUUUUUAUGGAUGCACAAAAAAGCACUGAUAAAUAACUACAUUCCUAAAUGAAUAAUUAAAGUAGCACCUAUUAUGGUUUUUCAAAUAUUACCUUUCAUGUAAUGUGUUAUAGAUCUGUUCCUGAAUGUAAAGCGUGCAAAAAUCAAAGCACACGACAAACGGGGUUAUUGACUCCCAAAUGAAGGAACCGAUUCCGAAAAGCCGAAACGAGUCGUUAGUGACUCCAGACUUACUUACUGUAAUAACCUAGGUACUUUUGUAACAAAAAGCCCCAUCUCGGGUCUUCAUCAGCCGCUCGCUGACAGCGGUAGACCAGUCACAACAGUCUGGGACAUCUGACCAAUCAGAGCAGAGUAUGCUCUCUGAAAGGAGGAGUUUAGAGUGAAUCCUUUAGGACGGAUCAUUGAACGAGUCGUUUUUAAUGCUGCAGUGUAAGUUAUGAGCACAUUAAAGUGUUUUUUGACCUUGGAUGCAUGUAAAUCUUUAAAACAAAAUCAAACACGUUUCAAUACCAUAAUAGGUGCGCUUUAAAUCUCACUUUCACUGCACCAUACGGUUUCCGUUACUCACUGCCUUUAGGCAUAUUGUUUUACGUACGUUUACUUUGAUCAUUGUGUUUUAAUCAGACAUUAGGGAUCUUACUUACGCUACACUGUUUAUCACUGCGUCUAUUGCGAGUGAGGAGCAAUGCGGCCUUGUUACAAAUAGAUCACUUCCGUUACAAUAAUAAACGAAUUUACGCAAAUACAGCAUAUAACAUAAGUCUGUGCUCGUGCAUCACUGCCGUGCUUCUGUGCUACACAAACUCUACUUUAUAAAAUUUGCAGGUUGUAGUUUUCUUCACUACAUUUAAUAUAACAUGCUCCCCUGCCUUAGAGGACUUGGGUCGCACACUUUUUUCAUGUUGGGCAUAAUAGGUAACGUUCACAUAAACAGUAAAGUGAUGAAAUAAUUUUUGUUGACUCUAGGUAUUCUGCUAAAGCUAGCUGUGUCACAUUACUUGCGUUUGACGUUGUGCGCCAUCGACUGGGAAACGGCUUAUACUUCUGGUUAGUAAAAAAACGCUAGUGUUCCAUUUGAGACGAUAUUACCGCACUAGACGAUACAGUACAUAGUACAUAGUGUAAGUGUAUAGUAUGUCAUUUAGGACACAACUUUAGUAUUUACUCUCUGAAGCGUGUUUUCGGAACAGAAGUAAUGCAGGGUAUCCCAUGCCCUGCGCAGACCAACUAAUCGAUAACGAUACUCGCUUACAAUGAUUUUCAUAAUCGAUUAUUAUCAGUUUGAUUGAUUAGUUUUAGUUGUUGCAGUUCUAAGUCUUUUGAUAACAAUCGGUUGCAGACAGCUAGAUAACUUUUAAUCCUUGAGUAACACAUUUUAAACCUACAUUGAUUCCCACUUUCUGAUCUUAUUAUCUCUAGAAUUUUUUACAGUAUUACAUUUACACUUCUUUGAUACUCCCGCCUCCCUCUUUUUGAUUGUGUAACUGACAUAAAUUCCAGCCAAUCAGUCCUUAACAACUGGGAAACAGAUACUUACUUCAGAAAUGCCAACUUUUCUUGCACUGAAACUGCCCACUACUAGUUGCUACUGAUUUUUGAAGGAAUUUUGGUUUGAAGACCGUGCGCAUUACACUAAAAAGCACUAGGCAGCAUAUUGAAUGUCAAAAUUAAAAUUUUUAAUGGGUUAUUUGACACAUUAUAAUGCACAGAAAAUAAGCAUACAGUACAUACUCACAGGAAAUCAGCCACAUGAUCCAAAUGGUGUACAACCUAUACACCGGAUACAUCAAUCACAUGCUACUGGUUUUUUGGGGGGGUUUUUUUGUUUUGUUUUUUUUUGUAUGCACAUAUUUUGGGAAGUGAUAAUUUGGGAAAAGACAGUUCAAGCAAUGUUUACUGCUUUUAAAGUAUGUUUAUAAGCACUUUAUUUUGUAUAGCUACUCACUAUGUUCAGAAAUGUUACUGUUAAAUCUGAUAAACACUGUACGUUAAAAUAAUUUAAGACCCUUUAAGACUGAACACUUCUGUCACAUAACACAAAAAUUUCAAGUCCAGAAUUUAUUUUCUUGCUUGUGCAGAAUCUUGUUCAGUUGUGAAGAAUGACAAAAUGCAUUUUAUAUUUGCACAUAUUAUAAAAUAGGCCUGAAGCGAUAUGCUUAGAAUAAAUCUAAUAAUGCAAUACUUGUUUUGUCUUACGUUUGUAAUGCUGGUUAGGUAUGAAGAAGGAAAACGUGAUUCAAAAGUCAAGUUGAAAAUAUAUGUACCUCUUUGUAGUAUGAAAUAUUGCCUAAUAACAUAAAAAUGUUAAUAUUUUCAUACUGUAGGAAAAUGAUUACCAUUUUUGAAUGUCAAUGACAAUAUAUUGUUCCAGGCCUUUUCUCAACAUUUCAUUAUGACUGAAUAUACAGUGGUGCUUGAAAGUUUGUGAACACUUUAGAAAUUUCUACAUUUCUGCAUAUAUAUGAACUAAAACAUCAUCACAAAGGCCUUAAAGUAGAUAAACCCAAUUAAACGAAUGAGACAAAAAUAUUACACUUAGUCAUUUAUUUAUUGAGGAAAAUGAACAACACCAUUGUUGUUCAGUGUUCUCCUGAUGGUGGACUCAUGAACAUUAACAUGAGCCAAUGUGAGAGAGGCGUUUAGUUGCUUAGAAGUCAGCCUGGGUUCCUUUGUGACUUCGUGGACUAUUACACAUCAUGGUCUUGGGGUGAUCUUUAUUGGUUGUCCACUCCUAUGAAGGGUAACAAUGAUCUUGAAUUUCCUCCAUUUGUACACAGUAUGUCUGACUGUGGAAUGGUGGAGUCCAAACCCUUUAGAGAUGGUUUUGUAACCUUUUCCAUCCUGAUGAGCAUCAACAAAUCUCCUUUGUUCAUGCCAUGACACACUUCCACAGACAUGUGUUGUGAAGAUCAGACUUUGAUAGAUCCCUGUUCUUUAAAUAAAACAGGGCACUCACUCCCACUUGAUUGUCUUCCCAUUGAUUGAAAACAUCUGACACUAAUUUCACCUUCAAAUUAAUCUGCUAAUCCUAGAGGUUCACAUACUUUUGCCACUCACAGAUAUGUGUGAAAAUCUGAUGAUGUUUUAGGUCAUUUUAUAUAUAUAUUCACAAACUUUUAAUCACAAUAUUUUUGUUCAGUUUAAUGUUGCAAUUUUCUGCUUUAUUCAAGCAUGAAUUAAGUGACUAAUUUAAUAUUUUAUUUUGUACAUCAUGCUGUAAUUGAUAUAUUGCCACUGUCACUUUGUGUCCAGCAGAAUUUGAAAUGAGUUUUGUGUACAACAUACCGUAUUAAACAGAUUUUGGCUCA